Juglans microcarpa x Juglans regia is the source of this 1476-nucleotide messenger RNA. Its product is annotated as S-adenosylmethionine synthase 1-like. Gene Ontology annotation, biological process: S-adenosylmethionine biosynthetic process. The record is from RefSeq and is a predicted model, not a curated record. Gene Ontology annotation, cellular component: cytosol. The coding region runs from base 166 to 1347 and encodes 393 amino acids. NCBI's taxonomy places the organism in Eukaryota, Viridiplantae, Streptophyta, Magnoliopsida, Fagales, Juglandaceae. Gene Ontology annotation, molecular function: methionine adenosyltransferase activity; ATP binding. The transcript is spliced from 2 exons.
CGGUAACAAGUCACAAAGCGCCUUUCCGUCUAUAAAUAGCGAGUGUUCUAAGGCUUAGAAACGUCGUCCAGUUUCGCUUGUUUGGGGCGCUUCAGCACGCACAUACAAGCACACACGAACCCGUAAUCUGAGUUUCAGAACGAUCUGUACCUGCAGCUUGAGAUAAUGGAAACCUUUCUAUUCACCUCUGAAUCUGUCAACGAGGGUCACCCCGACAAGCUGUGCGAUCAGAUCUCCGAUGCGGUGCUUGAUGCCUGCCUUGCCCAGGACCCUGACAGCAAGGUUGCCUGUGAGACAUGUACCAAGACCAACAUGGUCAUGGUCUUUGGAGAGAUCACCACUAAGGCCGACAUAGACUAUGAGAAGAUUGUUCGUGACACCUGCCGUACUAUUGGCUUUGUUUCCGAUGAUGUGGGUCUUGAUGCAGACCACUGCAAGGUACUGGUCAACAUCGAGCAGCAGAGCCCUGAUAUUGCCCAGGGUGUCCACGGCCACUUCACCAAGCGCCCUGAGGAGAUUGGUGCUGGUGACCAGGGCCAUAUGUUUGGCUAUGCCACUGAUGAAACCCCUGAAUACAUGCCUCUUAGCCAUGUCCUUGCAACCAAGCUUGGAGCUCGCCUCACAGAGGUCAGGAAGAAUGGCACUUGCCCCUGGUUGAGACCCGAUGGUAAGACCCAAGUGACUGUUGAGUACUACAAUGAGAAUGGUGCCAUGGUUCCAGUCCGUGUCCACACUGUGCUCAUCUCCACCCAACACGACGAGACUGUCACUAAUGAUGAGAUUGCUGCUGACCUUAAGGAGCAUGUUAUCAAGCCUGUCAUCCCUGAGAAGUACCUUGAUGAGAAGACCAUCUUCCACCUUAACCCUUCAGGUCGCUUUGUCAUUGGUGGCCCUCAUGGUGAUGCAGGUCUCACCGGGCGUAAAAUCAUCAUUGACACUUACGGUGGCUGGGGAGCCCAUGGUGGUGGUGCUUUCUCUGGAAAGGACCCAACCAAGGUGGACAGGAGUGGUGCUUACAUUGUCAGGCAGGCUGCCAAGAGCAUUGUUGCGAAUGGGCUUGCUCGCAGGUGCAUCGUGCAGGUCUCUUAUGCCAUUGGUGUGCCUGAGCCCUUGUCGGUUUUUGUUGACACAUACGGAACUGGAAAAAUCCCCGACAAGGAGAUCCUCAAAAUUGUGAAGGAGAACUUCGACUUCAGGCCAGGAAUGAUUACCAUUCACCUUGACCUGAAGAGGGGUGGCGAUGGUAGAUUCUUGAAGACUGCCGCCUAUGGACACUUCGGUAGGGAUGACCCAGACUUCACCUGGGAGGUUGUGAAGCCCCUCAAGUGGGAGAAGCCUCAAUCUUAAGAUCCAUCUAACGCACCAUCUGCUGCCUGCUUAAAUGCUUGUUUUAUUGGUACUUGAUGAAUAAUUCGAGUGUUACUUGCUGCUGCACUUUAUUUUGAACUUUUAUCCAAUGUUCUAAUCCCUUACUAA